GCUUUUAUUUUGAAAACACACCGCAUCGGGAAUGUGUGGACAGCUACUUCCGCUAAGCUUGUCAGUGUCUAAAACUGAUGUACUGAGGCAGUCUGUUCAAGCUUUUAGGAUCCGCAGAGUCAACUUUCUCAUCCCUCAGAAUCAACCCCCAAACAUUAUCAGCACUCAUGGAUUCACCAGCAACCCCGCAGCCAGUCAUAUGUGAGGUCUGUGGUACGUACUUCGAGACACGGCGAGGGCUCUCCAGCCACGCCCGCCUCCAUCUACGGCAGCUCGGUGUGACGGUGUCAGAAAGCAGCGGUGCUCCCAUUGAGCUCCUCUACCAGCUCGUCCAGGAGAGAGGUGACUCUCUCCCUGAUAUCAAAGCAGACUCCUCUGUACCUGGGACGGCCCCUCUCAAAAAGACAUCGAAGCAGGAGUCCAGGACACCUUCAGCACCAGAGGACAGGAGUGACUUCUUAAAAGCAGGCAGUAGAGUCAUGACAACUCCGCAAAAGAUGCAUCAACAGGAAUCUCCAGCCAGACUGAAAGAGUCACCAAUUGCUCUCCUCCACUCGCCCCCCUCUGGUCUUAGGCUGGGGGAGUCAACAACAAGUGAAGGCAGCAGCUCAUCAUCAAAGCACAAAACCACAGCCAAGCCAAUGUGGGCGCCGCUGGCGACUGACGCCCCCAUCACCUUAGCUUCAGACACUAACAAUGAGGUCCAUGUGUGCCAACUUUGUGGCUGCUGGUACGGGACACGCAAAGGCCUGUCCGGUCAUGCUCGGGACCAUCUCCGCCAGAUUGGGAUCCCUGACAGGGACGUUAAGGGCAGCCCGAUUGAUUUGCUUUACAAGAUCAUGGAGGAGGAGGACCUCAAGCCCAUCAGCAGCGCGAAACAGGAGGAGCUCACCUCAAACGAUCCCCCUAGACCCUCCUCUAAACGACCCUCCAAUCAAUCCUCUCCACCCAGCAAGCAGCGUAAAUCAUCAGAGGACUUUACCUGUAUUCUGUGCGGGGAGGAGUUUGAGAAUCGCAAAGGCCUGGCCAUCCAUGCACGCGCUCACCUGCGUCAGAUCGGAGUGGUUGACCUGCAGGGGAAAAUCUCUGCGAUUGACACCGUCCAGGAACUGGUCAGCAGUGGCAUGCUAGAAGCCACACACCCUCCCAAAACAUCUGCAGCACUAUCUCCAGCCCCGUUUGCCUCCACAUCGCUCUCCUCAAGCCCUGCAAAAUACACCAGGUCUCCUGUUAACAGGGCCCCAAAGGCUAAGAAAGGCUUUCGGCUAGCAGUGGACCCCCUUCAUAGGAAGCCCAAGCCUGAGCCUUUGGAGAUUGAGGUGUCUGUUCAGCCGAAGGGAUCCAGCACUAACAGCAACUCUCCCACGCAGAAGUCCACUGCUGCUUCAAAGCCUGCCAAUGCAGUGUCCUCCACAGAUGUACAAUCCACGCCAACAGUUCUUUGUGAUUUCUGCGGCCAGCUGUUUGAGACUCGCAAAGCCCUGUCAUGCCACGCCCGUGCCCAUCUGCGCCAGCUCGGCCUCAGCUGGUCGAUCAAAACCUCGCCGAUCGAUCUCCUCAAAGAGGUCAUGAUUCAUGGUGAAGAAGGCAAGAAAGGGUCAUCAGGCAAAGCCACGUGGACCCCUCAAGGCUCCAGAAGGUCCCUGGACAGCCUCCGGUCAGGGGAACCAGCCACCAACCCUUCCACCUCACCUCUUGAUUAUUCCAUGAAAGAGAAAUCCCCCCCUGGCAAGAGUGGAGCCGCACACCCCGACGCAUCCUGUGAGCUUUGUGGGUUUGAGUUUGAAAACCGCAAGGCGCUGGCCAGUCACGCGCGGGCCCACCUCCGACAGCUGGGAAUUAUUGAAUGGAAGGUAGAUGGAGCUAGUUCGCCAAUUGACCUCCUCAGUGAUUUGAUGCGGAGGGACCCAGCCAAGGUAGCAGCAAUAACCAGACGCUAUCGUAUGGGAGACCUUUACAUCAAGAAGUCCCAGAGAGGUGCUGCGUCGCCCUCUCGGUCCACAGACUCUGACUCUGUCCCCGGCAGCAGCCUGAAGCCUUCAGUGGGCAGAGAGAACUUAGGCGUAACUGCCGGCUCAUCCAGACACUCUCACAGCCACAUACGGACUAUUGCAGCCCACGGCACCCCCAGUGUGCGCUUCCCAAGGGGGGUCCAUCCACCAAAACAUGUUGUGCCUUCAGGGGAAGAAAAUCAGGACACCAAUCCCCAGCAGCCAUCACGGUCUGGCAGCAUCCCCGCUAUGCUGCCAAAGCCUCCGCUAACACCGCUGGUCAAACUGGUGGGCAAAGUCUACUCCCUUCAGUGCAGGUUCUGUGAAGAAGUGUUUCAUGGACCUCAGUCUGUUCAAGAGCGGUGGAUCAUACACCUGCAGAAACACAUCCUGUCGCUGGGCUACAAAGGCAAAGCAUCUCCUCCUGCUGCACCAGUGGCAGCUCCAGCACUUGUCCAUCCAGUAGCUGUCUAGUCCACAAAGUCUUUCUGCAAUGCACAUUAAACAUCAUUUUAUUUCCAACUUCAUCAUUUAAAAAUGUCACAACAAAGUCGAGAAGAAGUCUUUGUGUCUAUUUUGAGGCAACAGAUCAGUCAGAAACGUGCAAAUUAGAUGUUCCUUUUUUGUCCUAAAGAGGGCGAGCUUGAGCCAUAUGAGGGAGCAGCAGCAGAAGGUAAUCCACUCAGGUAAAAUCCACCCCAAACAAUAGAUCACAAUUCUGAUCACUGGAAGUUUUUAGAAAAUAUCCAAAGAUAGUUCAGCCCUCAUUUUGAUGGUCAGUGCUUUCUUCCUGCUCAUCAAUCCUACCAUUUGUUUAGAUGUUGUAAAUGUGUUGGAAUGCCAUUCAAUAUUUGUCAUCAGCACGUUUCAUGUCCCAUACGGAUAGGACGAUCCUGGUCAAUGAUUUUCACUUUUUGUUUUUGUCCUACUGAGUAGACUGGUGUGGUCGCCAUUUCACUGUGAUAUAGUUCAUCUCCUUUAUAUGCUUAUGAAUUUUAUGUAUUUUUAAGUAUUUUUCUAUAAAUCUGGAUUGAUUAAAUAAUGAUAGAAGAAAGUUAGACGCAAAAUUUGUACCCAACUCGUGACAACUUUGUUGAAAAAAAAAAAAAAGGUUAUCAUUAAUUUAAUCAAAGCCUCAGCCGUCUUGACCAUAGAGACACUGUGUUCCCGUUAUUGCCAUUUUCUUCGGGUAUAACUGCAAGUUUAGUUUUUGUAUUAAUUAUUUUCUAUUGUCAAUGUCUGUGAAAGGAUUGUAACUUUAAAACUCCCUGACUUUCUCGGUUGCCUAUAACAGCAUGUGGACUGAUUUCUAUGUAGAGGACCCAGGACAGGUUUUUCAAAGGCAAUUCCCCCCCCCCCCCCUAUACUUCCGGUGCCUUUCCUCGGGGUGUUAUCUACCAGACCGAAAGGCAACGCAGAUUUCGGUGCCACUUAAAUGUCUGCGCUGCCCCUCUGGUGCUCUGAAACAGACCUAACGGACAAAGAAGCGUUAUACCUGGCAGCAGGUAACGCUAGCCUACCGUUAGCUACUAGCUGGCUUAAACGCUGUUUAAAUGCUUAAAGCUGAACUGUCUAAAGUGUAGCUGUAUUUUACUGCAAAAGGUUUCCAACAGCAGGACGUGCAGCUGUCUGCAGCUAAAGACACAGUGUAGCCUAGCUGCACUUUUUGAGACACCAUGGCCACUGCCGGAGUUGGAGAAUCAACACAGACUGGGCUUAAUGGUGCAUUCACUUGCACCUUGUAAAAUCAUGGUGCAUUCAUGUGCAGCUCCAGAAACUUAACCUAUUGUUGUAAAUUACCUUUUUGCCAUCUACUGUUGUUUACCAGCAAUUGACUUGUGAAAUAAGUUUUUGUAUUUCAAAUAAAUUAUUUAAAUGAAUUUUUAAUUUUAAUCAAUGGACAAAUAAUUACAAACAACCUGCACUUCACCAGCAGCCACAGUACUCUGUGUAAGACUCCGAUAAUAUAGAUAGUUUCUCCAUAUAGCGGUUUCCAAAACAAGCCAAUAUAUUAAACAAUGUAGUUCAAGUUGCUUGUUUUAGACAUAAAACUCUGCCUGUGUCAGAUAGAUGCUACAUAACUGACCACUUGUGAAAAGAAACUCCAAAUUCAAUUUUCACUUUCCUUCUCAUGUAAAACCCUGUCAUUGUUGUGUCUCAGGCUUGGUUAACAUUUCAAACUUCAGACCAGAAUCUAAUUCCCCCCCUCCCUCCCCUCCCCUCAUGGAAGAAUGUGUGAACAGCACUGUUUUGAAUAACUGUACAUUUCUCCAGUCUUCGAUGCAGAUUGCUGCUUUUCUGAUGGUGCCUGUGAAUCCUAAAAAAAAAAAUUCCUUUGUUUACACAUUCCUUGAAAACCUGAAGGCUUAAUGUUCCUUCUCUGCCAUGUUGCAUUAUAAUCACAUCUCCCCUUUGUUUAAACAACCUCAUGCUCACAGUCAGAUAAGAGAUCACUUUUCACACAGCAUCAUUGUCUUGAAAAUGUGGAAGUCAUGAAAAUAAAAAAGAAGCACAUUCACCAUCAGAUUUAUCACCGUGACCUCACCACACAACUAUGUGUUUCUGUACUCCUCAGUCCGAAAAGGGUUUCCAUUUCAUAGACAUCAUAUUGUUGAUAAGUGUGUCUUGAUGCUAGCAGUGACUUCUUUAUUUAUUUUUUUUCUGUUGAUAAAUACAGUAUAUAAGUGUG
Perca fluviatilis (European perch) is the source of this 4680-nucleotide messenger RNA. Its product is annotated as protein Wiz-like. Gene Ontology annotation, biological process: regulation of transcription by RNA polymerase II. The transcript is spliced from 9 exons. Gene Ontology annotation, molecular function: RNA polymerase II cis-regulatory region sequence-specific DNA binding; DNA-binding transcription factor activity, RNA polymerase II-specific. Gene Ontology annotation, cellular component: nucleus. The record is from RefSeq and is a predicted model, not a curated record. Lineage: Eukaryota; Metazoa; Chordata; Actinopteri; Perciformes; Percidae. Bases 168 to 2465 code for a protein of 765 amino acids.